AUGGAUUAUAAGACAAUGCAUGCCGUCUCUCAGACUUGUAGCUCUCUACGCUCUCUCACCAAAACCUCCAGGAUCUCAAGGCUUCAGGGCUCUGCAUACAGGCUGCCAGCAAUGACUCCUCUCCGACCGGGAAUGGCGAGCAAAAUCGUACAGCACCCGGCAUUUGAGAAUAUCUGUUGCCGAAUAGAAACCGGUAGCUUGAUAUAUCACAAAUCCGGCAACUGCUGUCCCAACAACGUCCUUACCUUUCCAGUUGCGGAGGAAAAUGCUACUAAUCCUCCUGUUAGCAAGAUCCUUGUCAAAUUCUCCUCUAAAUAUGGAGUUUCCUUACGGCCGGUUCUUAUUGACAGGCCAAGACUUGAAGAUCAAGGUGGUGUAACGGUUGGAGAUGUUUACAAGGCUAUGCAACGACUCUUCGCCGAACCUUUAAGCCAAAAACAAAUCGUUGCUAUCAAAAGAAUCCGUGAUUGGGAAGCCAGAAAACAUGAAGCAGCAAAGCAGUCACUCGCAAGGAUAGAGCAACUUGGGGUUGGGGCUGCUACGACGCCAUCCACACCGGCCAGUGGGUCUUCUCCGGAGCGGACUCCCGAGAAGGAGCCAGUAAUUGAACACGACGAUGCGAUAAUUUACUUAGGCUAUCCUUUUGACGCCGACGCUCUCCCACACACUCAUAACACUGUCAGACGCCAGCGGGAGUUUCUGCACGAUUUUCCUUAUGUCUAUGCAUCAGUGCACGUCACUAACGUUAUUAAUGACGUUCAAGUUUUCAACCUUACAUAUCAUUAG
Orbilia oligospora ATCC 24927 is the source of this 786-nucleotide messenger RNA. RefSeq lists its product as uncharacterized. The record is from RefSeq and is a predicted model, not a curated record. NCBI's taxonomy places the organism in Eukaryota, Fungi, Ascomycota, Orbiliomycetes, Orbiliales, Orbiliaceae. The coding region runs from base 1 to 786 and encodes 261 amino acids. The transcript has a single exon.